CUGCCUACGUUUUUGGUAGUGGUGGACGAAUUGGAUAAGACCUUAUCACGGUGGCAUUCGGAAAACGAGGAACUGCAUAGUGGGCACUACUCGACGCUCAGUCGGUAUCUGAACCCGAACUUGUACGCCUCGACACCUUGUGUGCUGGACGUAUGUUGGAGCGGUGGCAAGAGGAGCGGUGGCAAGAGGGAGAAGGUUUUGUGUAAAUACGUGGUUACGAGCAAGAGUUACUUCGAGAGGGACUUGGUCACCUGGAACCAGUAUUUGCUGCCUCUGUUCAUGCGGGGGCCGGUGUUAUGUUAUGACUACGAGGCUCCGGAAGGGGGGAAACUUCUCAACGAGCCGCGGCUGAGCUUAAGCGGGAGCAGUCGAGCACAGAAGAUCAACUUACUGCACCAUGUGCGCCUUAGUCUGCUGCAGUCACCGCGUGUGUUCCCUCUGGUCGACCUGCUCUCCCUUGCAGCCACAGGCGAGACGACGCCCAAGAUCGAAGCUGGGAACAGAGCUAGGUUGCCGUUGCUUGACAGCGCAUUGGACGAUGGGUGGACAUGCAACUCGUUAUUGUUAUUGCACCAAUACAGUAAGCCAUUGGAGCGUCUGAACUCUGCUUGGAACAUGGAGGUGCAUGAAGGCGACGCGUUGAUUUUGGCCGGAAGAUAUCAGCCCCGACAGUUCGGUGACGCCCGGGAGGGUCAGGGCGAGCGAAUGGGAGAGGGUUCACCAGAAGAGGUGAUGAAGCACAGUGGUGAACGCUAUGGCUUGUGUUUCGAAGACUCGAAGGAGGCGGAACUGGUGCGCGAGAUCGUUGAAAAAACUAACGACAAAAUUCCUCUCUUCGCUCAAGGUCUGUUCGCUAAAAGUGCGACCGGACAAGCACCCGUGGUGGCACCUGAGAUUGCCGAAGCCCUCCGUCUGUUACAAGCUAAGACGCUAUUGCUGAACCAAUCAUAUAGCAAUAGCGCCCAUUGCUCCCUCUACCAUCAACUACCGACAUCAGUACAAAACCUCGCUACCCACGCCUCCGCAAAAGCCCGACUCAACCGCAUACUCAACCCGUUCAGCCUGCUCGACAGCACACGCAAUGGGGAUGUACUCGGCGGACCCCUACCCUGGGAGCAACAGUGCGUGGCCGCCGCCUCGCAAGGUCUCAACCGAAAGGCCCUCGCAGCAAACACCGUCGCCAACGUUAUCAGUAAAGGACCACUCAAAGCAAGCAUGUACGGCGUCCAUAAGUGGCUUGGCAAAUCCCUCCUCGCCUAA
Gregarina niphandrodes is the source of this 1260-nucleotide messenger RNA. RefSeq lists its product as hypothetical. The annotation marks the transcript as partial. NCBI's taxonomy places the organism in Eukaryota, Apicomplexa, Conoidasida, Eugregarinorida, Gregarinidae. The transcript has a single exon. The record is from RefSeq and is a predicted model, not a curated record.